AUGGCCUCUCUUUUUUCUCAAGGAUUGGUGGAGUGUGCUAAGAAGAUUGAAGGUGGUAAGUUGGAUGCUGCUGAUUCACUUUUGGCAGUAAUUCAAUCUCUAGCUUCUAAAGAAGCCAGCACAUCGACGUGGAAAGUUUUCAAAUACUGUGCUGAGGCUCUUGUCCGGCGAACCUAUGGAAUUCGUCCUCCAUGUCCUUCACCCUUUAUACCUUCUCUAUACGAACCAGACGAAUACAAAUUCGAUCCUCUCUACACGUUUUCUACAAUCACCAGUAUACAUGCCAUUGAUGAUGCCUUGAAUUCGGGAAAUAAACGACUCCACAUUAUUGACUUCUCCAUCCGGGUCGAUUUUGGGAGGUGGGAGUCCUUUAUUGAUUAUCACAAAACUCAGUACGGUAGCCUACAAUCAGUCCUAAUAACCAGUAUCGCACCGAAACUGUCAAAACACUAUGACUAUCUCCGUCAAACCGGGGAACGGGCUCGGAACAAAAAUAUGGAAUUGAGGCAAUUGAUAUGGAAUAGUCCGGAUGAUAUUGUCAAUUGUAUUUCCAAACUCAGAAGGAAAAGGGAGGAUGAGAUGAUGGUUGUGAAUUGGGAUUUUAUACUCCACAAAUUGCUUGCGCGGGAUGGGGAAAUGGAGCAAGUGCUUUCAAAAGUGAAGGAUUUGGGAGCGGACAUCAUGGUAAUUGUUGAGCAAGAAGCCAAUCUUAACAGUCCUGAUCUUUUGAAGCGGCUCGAACAAUCAUUCCAAUACUACUCCACUAUUUUUGAGUCACUGGAGAAAACGUAUCAUACCGAAGCGUUAUGGGAGAUAUAUUUCAGGCGACAGAUUGGGAAUGUGGUGGCAUGUGAGGGCGUUGACCGGGUCGAGCGGAUUGACUCAUUUGCUCAGUGGCAAAAUCGCCUCUCUCAGGCUGGGUUUUGUCCAGUUCCUCAACACAAGUUGAAGAUAGAUCUUCCAUUGUCUUUACAUGAACAUGGAAUCGAAGAGGAGGAAGGGCAUCUCCUGCUACAUUGGCACAGUUUUCCGGUAGCUGUAGCCUCAGUUUGGAAGUUCACUGAUCCACCUCAAUUCAGUGGCGGUGAAUAAUACAAUUCCAUCCUUUCCUUUCUCUUCUCUUGUUAUACUAAUUAUCCAUCAAUAAAUUCGCUGUGUGUAUUUUCACUUUAGGCUACUGGAAAAACAUGUUGACAGGUGCUUACAUAAUGCAAGAUACAGUUGAUGACUCAGAAGGGAUGGCGAGCUCCUCUGAGUCUGAGGAUGAUGAAGAAAAUGAUUCUCUAGUUUCCAUAAUGGCAGAAAGAAACUUAUGGUCCUCACAGGUAUCGUUCUUUGUUUCCGAGAUUUAACAAAUUUGCA
Populus nigra (black poplar) is the source of this 1362-nucleotide messenger RNA. Its product is annotated as DELLA protein GAIP-like. Gene Ontology annotation, molecular function: sequence-specific DNA binding; DNA-binding transcription factor activity. The coding region runs from base 1 to 1092 and encodes 363 amino acids. Gene Ontology annotation, cellular component: nucleus. The transcript has a single exon. Lineage: Eukaryota; Viridiplantae; Streptophyta; Magnoliopsida; Malpighiales; Salicaceae. Gene Ontology annotation, biological process: response to ethylene; regulation of DNA-templated transcription; hyperosmotic salinity response. The record is from RefSeq and is a predicted model, not a curated record.